UUUCUGGAAGUCGGAGGAACAGCCAGUAUCUGAGCCAGCACAGGAACGGGAGCAACGGUGGACGAAGGGUGGGCUGUGUUGGAAUACGAUAUACUUGCAUUAUUCACCCAUACAGACGGUGUAUGCAACGGAGCAGUCGUCGACAUGAACGUGAAGGUCUUCAUUUUGGGCUCGGGAAGCUGAAGCAUAUUGCAGCCCGGUCACAUUACGUUUUCAGUGGGAUAAGCCAUCUGUGAUACACUGGGUGUGCUCAGCGCAAUAACGGCGCGAGCCAACCGGUUAUUCCAUCGACAGCUAGCUCAUAUUAACCCAGCUAGCCAACCAUUUUCGAGAGCCCCGUUAGCUUGCGGUGAAGAGAGCAUCUUGGUCGGUGCGGGAAGUGUCUGUGGAUGCUGCUGAGGGAGUCUUCUACCUGGCCGUAUCCAGCAGCAAGAUACGAAGCCGAGGCAUGCAAAAAGCGGUGUUUUUUUGCAAACGAGCGAGGAAAUCUCCACGCCCUGGGGUCUGGUCUACGGUUACUAUUUAGCUAGCUCGCUGGCUAGCCAGCCUACCAGGAGAGUAGCUCAGGAGAAGGUGGGGCCGCGGAGUGUCAGCCUUGGACGCCAGCUAAUGUGGCUAGCCGGCUAACCUGGACACUUGAGUGGCCACUUGUUUUCCUGACACUGAUAUCGAGGGGUUUAAAUUACCAGCAGCGUGCAGUCUGGUACAAUAGAAACUGCAUUUAGCAAGAAAAUACGUUAUCAUUGAUUCCUCCAAAACCCGUGUGGGUGGGAUAUCUCGAGGAGAGCAUCCUCGUUUACCUGAAUGACUAUGGCGGACGACGACGUGCUGUUCGAGGAUGUCUACGAGCUGUGCGAGGUGAUCGGAAAGGGUCCCUUCAGCGUGGUGAGGCGCUGCAUCAACAGGGACACGGGCCAGCAGUUUGCCGUAAAGAUCGUCGAUGUGGCCAGCUUCACCUCCAGCCCUGGCCUCAGCACAGAAGAUCUGAAAAGAGAGGCCAGUAUCUGCCACAUGCUGAAACACCCUCACAUCGUGGAGCUGCUGGAGACCUACAGCUCCGAUGGCAUGCUCUACAUGGUCUUUGAAUUUAUGGACGGAGCAGACCUGUGUUUUGAAAUUGUCAAGAGAGCUGACGCCGGGUUUGUGUACAGCGAAGCAGUGGCCAGCCACUAUAUGAGGCAGAUCUUGGAGGCACUUCGAUACUGCCACGACAACAAUGUGAUUCAUCGCGACGUAAAGCCUCACUGUGUGCUGCUGGCCUCAAAGGAGAACUCUGCUCCGGUCAAGCUGGGAGGUUUUGGAGUGGCGAUACAGCUGGGAGAGUCUGGCUUAGUAGCUGGAGGUCGAGUCGGUACUCCCCAUUUCAUGGCCCCGGAGGUGGUGAAGCGGGAGCCGUACGGCAAACCGGUGGACGUGUGGGGAUGCGGAGUCAUCCUCUUCAUCCUCCUGUCCGGCUGUCUGCCUUUCUACGGCACCAAGGAGCGCUUGUUUGAGGCCAUCAUUAAAGGGAAAUACAAGAUGAAUCCGCGUCAGUGGGCCCACAUCUCGGAGAGCGCCAAAGACCUGGUGAGACGUAUGCUGAUGCUGGACCCCGCUGAGAGAAUCACUGUCUACGAGGCCCUCAACCACCCCUGGCUGAAGGAGAGGGACAGGUAUGCCUACAAGAUCCACCUGCCUGAAACGGUGGAACAGCUGAGGAAGUUCAACGCCAGGAGGAAGCUGAAGGGUGCAGUGCUGGCCGCCGUUUCCAGCCACAAGUUUAAUUCCUACUAUGGUGACCCCCCAGAGGAGCUUCAUGACUUCUCAGACGACCCCACCUCCUCAGGACUGCUAGCUGCCGAAAGGGCAGUAUCGCAGGUUUUGGACAGUCUAGAGGAGAUUCAUGCACUGACGGACUGCAGUGAGAAAGACAUGGACUUCCUGCACAGCGUCUUCCAGGAUCAGCACCUCCACACCUUGCUAGAUCUUUAUGACAAAAUCAACACCAGGUCGUCUCCUCAGAUCAGAAAUCCCCCUAGUGAUGGUGUGCAGAGAGCCAAAGAGGUACUGGAAACCAUCUCCUGUUACCCAGAGAACAUGGAGGCCAAGGAGCUCAGGAGGAUCCUCACACAGCCGCACUUCAUGGCUCUGCUGCAGACCCAUGAUGUGGUGGCCCAUGAGGUCUACAGUGAUGAGGCGUUGAGGGUGACCCCUCCACCCACCUCACCGUACCUUAACGGAGACUCCCCGGACAGCACCAACGGAGACAUGGACCUGGAGAAUGUUACCAGGGUUCGCCUGGUCCAGUUUCAGAAGAACACUGAUGAGCCCAUGGGCAUCACCCUGAAAAUGAAUGACCUCAACCACUGUAUUGUGGCCCGCAUCAUGCAUGGUGGCAUGAUUCAUCGACAAGGGACUCUGCAUGUAGGAGAUGAGAUCAGGGAGAUCAAUGGCAUCAGUGUUGCCAAUCAGACAGUAGAGCAGCUCCAAAAGAUGCUGAGAGAAAUGAGGGGUAGUAUUACCUUCAAGAUUGUACCCAGUUACCGAUCCCAGUCCAUGUCUUGUGAGAAAGAGUCACCAGAUUUGUCCAGACAGUCACCUGCUAAUGGUCAUGCUAGCAUCACCAGCUCCAUCCUGGACCUGCCAUCGACGAUUCAGCCUAAAGGGCGUCAGAUCACCAGACCAGCUAUCAAGGACAAAUUGUCCAUCAAGAUUUAUGUACGUGCCCAGUUCGAAUACGACCCAGCCAAAGACGACCUCAUCCCCUGUAAGGAGGCGGGCGUUCGCUUCCGGGUGGGCGAUAUCAUUCAGAUAAUCUCCAAGGAUGACCACAACUGGUGGCAGGGAAAACUGGAGAACACCAAGAACGGCACAGCAGGCCUCAUCCCUUCACCCGAGCUACAGGAGUGGCGUGUGGCAUGUAUAGCAAUGGAGAAGACCAAACAGGAACAGCAGGCCAGUUGUACCUGGUUUGGCAAGAAGAAGAAACAGUAUAAAGACAAAUACCUGGCUAAGCACAAUGCAGUGUUCGACCAACUAGACCUGGUCACAUACGAGGAAGUGGUCAAGGUGCCAUCGUUCAAGAGGAAAACACUGGUUCUGCUUGGUGCACACGGAGUUGGUAGGAGGCACAUCAAGAACACGCUCAUUACCAAACAUCCUGACCGGUUCGCCUACCCCAUCCCUCACACGACCCGUCCUCCUAAGAAGGACGAGGAGAACGGAAAGAACUACUACUUCGUGUCUCACGAACAGAUGAUGCAGGACAUCAGCAACAACGACUACCUGGAGUACGGCAGCCACGAGGAUGCUAUGUAUGGAACCAGGCUGGAGACUAUCAGGCAGAUCCACACACAGGGCAUGAUCUCUAUCCUGGAUGUGGAACCGCAGGCACUAAAGAUACUCAGGACAGCCGAGUUUGCUCCCUACGUCGUCUUCAUCGCUGCUCCCACCAUCACCCCCGGCAUGACUGAGGACGACUCUCUUCAGCGGCUUCAGAAGGAAUCCGAGAUGCUGCAGAGGACCUACGCUCACUACUUUGACCAGACCGUCAUCAACAACGAAAUCGACGACACCAUCCGCCUGCUGGAGGAAGCCGUGGACCUGGUGUCCACCGCUUCUCAGUGGGUCCCCGUCUCCUGGGUCUACUGACGCACGGCCUCCGACGACCCGUCUCCGAUCCCACCCGGAAGCUAAACUUCAGCGGAAUCCCCUCCGGUCACGUCUCUCUCAUCGCAAUCGUACAUUUCUGUAGAUAAACUGUUGUUGAAAAAUAGGGAAAAUGAAGAAACUGAUAACUCUGACGCCUCGCCGCAGAGACUUCGUCCCACCCCGGCCCCUUUUUCUCAACAGCCUAAAAGGCGUAUUGUCGUGUACAUAUAUACAUAUAUAUAUAUAAAUGAAAAAAACUAAGUGAAUAAGGUUCUGUCCUCAUGUAGUCAAAGGGUGGGGAGCGGAGGGGCAGCGCAGUAGAUAUUUUGUACUUUUCUUUUGUAAUCAACGGAUGGGUGUUAAUAUCGGAGGCGAUAGCGAGCAUGACCGUAAAGCAGUCUUAUGUGGGUGCCUGUGUGUGUGUGUGUUGACCUUUUAAGGCACUUCUCGUGGUACUCUGUGUCCUCCUCUCCGAUCCCCCCCCACCCGGAUUUCCUCGGCCACUGUGACAAACGAGCCGAACUCUGAAGCACAUUAGAAGCUGCUAUAGUGGCAACAAGUAACUCCCUCAGCUCCAAAUGCAAGUUUGAGUGAAGCAAAAAGCACAGGAAACUUGGCAGUUUCUCUCCCCCCCCCCCCCCCCCCCCCCCACGCGCUAACUCCCCCAGCCCUUUUAUUUAUUUCACCGGCCCUCUGUGCCUGUUGUUCCCCGCUUCCCUAACCCGACGAUCUUUGUUUACAUCUCGGUUUGCACAAAACGGACAAUGAAGAAGACGUGUACCGCGUUUCGUCACCCUGCAGUUUUCAUUUCGUCCCGCCUACUCUCUGUGGCCGUCUUAACCCCUCUCCCUCCUCACACACUAAGCAGGCGGCUGAUAGAUUUGGAAUUUGGCCACGAUUGGCUGCAAAAAAGCACCGACGCCGGUGAAAAAAAUGGCUCCCGAACUGGAAUACAAAAAAAAAAAAAGACUAACAAGAAAGAAGAAAAACAAACUGCCUUAUCAGAGCCUCGGGAGGAAGCCGGUAACACCUAUGCACGCCCCUGGUUACUGCCACGACAACAGAUUUCUUCUGGCCUCACACUCGACGAGCCUCUCUUGUUAAAACUAAAAUGUUCAUAGGAGUGUGUGUGUGUGUGUGUGGGGAAGGGGAGGGCCUUCUUGUAGGUGGGACGAAUCCAAUCCUAGAGCCACCGUUUUGGAAUUGUUAACUGUUGUCUUUAAAAAAUAUAAGGAGUAUUCUUGUUUUGAGGGAGAGAAAAUAACUAAAUUUUGUGUGUAAAUGUUUCAAUGGUGCGUACGUCAUGAGUGAACUACCAAGAGCCAGUGUAUAUUAACCCUGAAAAGAAGCUCGGUAUGUGACAUAACCUCUUUGCGCUUUACUGGAAGCGGCGUGACGGUUGAAGGCUCGAAAAGAAGAAGAAAAAGAAUUUAAAAAAAAACAAAAAAAAACAAAACAAAAAACUUUAAACCGUGUGCUGCUGUCGCCGUUGUGCCGCUUCAAGUAAAGUGUUUUCAUUUCAAGUCCUGUGUAAAUUACCUCUGCAAAUGACAAAAGCAGCUCUUCUGUAUGAAAUGUCGUUCUUUUUUUGUUAUUUCAUUUUUCAAAAAAAAAUAUAUUUCCUUUUACGUGUUUAAAGUAAA
Molecule: messenger RNA, 5273 nt
Organism: Seriola aureovittata
Lineage: Eukaryota; Metazoa; Chordata; Actinopteri; Carangiformes; Carangidae
Product: peripheral plasma membrane protein CASK-like
Exons: 28
Coding region: 805-3630 (941 amino acids)
Biological process (GO): regulation of neurotransmitter secretion; protein phosphorylation
Cellular component (GO): basolateral plasma membrane; cell-cell junction; plasma membrane
Molecular function (GO): ATP binding; signaling receptor binding; protein kinase activity
Source: RefSeq, a predicted model, not a curated record